Sebastes umbrosus (honeycomb rockfish) is the source of this 1051-nucleotide messenger RNA. Its product is annotated as protein yippee-like 1. NCBI's taxonomy places the organism in Eukaryota, Metazoa, Chordata, Actinopteri, Perciformes, Sebastidae. The transcript is spliced from 5 exons. The record is from RefSeq and is a predicted model, not a curated record. Bases 575 to 934 code for a protein of 119 amino acids.
CUCAGUGAGACCAUAAACACUUACAGACAGAGCGGACAGUCUUGUUGGACGUCUCCGGUGUCGUGGACGUGUUGGUGCAUUAUUCAGAGGAGCUCAUUAGGAUCUCAGUAUAAGUAAAAGGCCUUAGCUCGGUUUAACGUCGGAGAGCUGAAAGGUAUCGAGGUUAAACCUUUUCAGAGCUGCAAGCUGCUCCAACAUGCACACACUCUUGGACUUCUUCAUGGCCGGACCUGGACAGACUGCUGCUGCUACCUUGAUGGGACGGUGAAAGGCGUCUUUUCUUUCUGUUUUUUAUUUAUGUUUUCUACUAAAACCCCUCAGAGAGUCCCGCAGCUGCAGCGGAGGAAGAGGUUCCUUCAGCGGGUUGUUUUGGUGUCCGAGGCGGGGAAGGAGAAGUGGUUUUGGGGUUUGAUUUUCUCCCGUGGCGUCUGUGUGGAGCGUGCCACACACCCACUCCACAACAACGACGGCUUUUGCUUGCAUCUUCCAGUGUUUCUUCUGUCAGCAAGUCCAACAGAGCUGCAACUCUUCCAGUGCCAGCCCUGACACCAGCGAAGAGCCCUGCCAAACUGACAUGGUGAAGAUGACCAAGUCAAAGACCUUCCAGGCUUACUUGCCGAGCUGCCACCGCACCUACAGCUGCAUCCACUGCCGGGCGCACCUGGCCAACCACGACGAGCUCAUCUCAAAGUCAUUUCAAGGCAGUCAAGGAAGAGCCUAUCUGUUUAAUUCAGUGGUGAAUGUCGGCUGCGGGCCAGCUGAGGAGCGGGUACUCCUCACGGGUUUACAUGCUGUGGCUGAUAUCUACUGUGAAAACUGUAAAACCACCCUGGGCUGGAAAUAUGAACACGCGUUUGAGAGCAGUCAAAAGUACAAAGAGGGAAAGUUCAUCAUCGAGCUGGCUCACAUGAUCAAGGACAACGGAUGGGAGUGACGCUGCUCUUUUCUUUUUCCUGACCUUGGAAUGCUCUUUAAUGAACUGCGUGGAGCGACGACCAUCGACCACCCCGCCCUCCCCUCCCAGACCCCAUUAAAAAAAGAAAAACCUCCA